AUGAGUUAACAUAAUAGCAGAAUAGAUCAUCAUUUUCUCUCACAAUAAUAUGGUACCAUUUUAAACUUUACAAUCUAGAAUCAUUCAAUUAAUUCAAUAAAGAAAAUAUAUUUAAUGAAGUCAAUAAGAUGAUCGAAUUGUAUAAAAGUCAUAAUGAGCUAAAAAGUAAUUUUUACAAAUAUCCUCAUUAGAAUGGAAAUAACAACCAUAUCUAUCCCCUUAGAAAUUAAUCUAUUCAUUACUGACUAAAACUAACACGAAAAAUAAAAAUAAAGUUAGUCUAUCUUAAAAUAUUGGUCAUAAGAAGUUAACUCAUUCCCCUAUUUCAAUUAAAUAGAAAUCAUUGCCAUAAUAAUCAUUACAAUGUUCAUUUCAUUAACAAAAAAAAGUACUCAUUAAUAUAAAUAAAGGCUUAAUUUUUUGAUAAUAAUUAAAGAAAUCAAAAUAAAAUAUAUUGUUAAGAAUUUUCAAUCCUGAAUAAUAAGAACAAUUAAAAACUUAAUAUUAUUCAUCAUAAAAAUUCACUAACAGAAAAUCUAUCUGUUAAUUAACCAAGUUAUAAGUCAUUAAGUGAAGAUACUUUUGAUUUUGAUGAAAAUACUGAAAACACUUAUAAACAAUAAUAAUUAACAAAUUUUUAAUAAGCCAUCAAAUCUUUAUUGAACGAAUGCAAUAAUUUAGUCUAAAUAUCUUAAAGUAAUGAUUAUGAAAUUAAGUACAAUAAUUUACAGUACGAAUUGGAAUAGAUGUUAACUUCAAUCCAUAAAAAAUCAUAAAAAUUGAUUAAUUAAUUAUAAUCUAAUGAUAAGAUUUAAAAACUUUAAGAUAUUGAGGAAGAAUUAAAUUCAAUCUAAGUGGAUAUAACUUAGAAUGAAUAAAAUAUUUUAAAUAAUAUGAAGAUUAAGCCUUUUAAGUAUUUAUAAUCAAAUAUCAAUUAGGUAUAUCAUGAGUAAAUACAAAGAUAAAUUAUAGGGUUAUUUUUAAAUUGUUAAAAACAAUGAAUUAAAUUAGUAAAAACAAUUUAUAGAUGAGAGAUUAAAAUAAUUAACCAAAAUUAAAACUAUACUUAAUAAUUAUUUCAAUCGUUAAAACAAGUUAGAUUCAAUAUCCUAAUCUUAACAAUUAAGUUCUCGAAGAAAAAUUAAAAAUAAUGGUAAUGUUUAUAUUUCAUUUGAAAACAAAGAAAUGUUUUAAAUAGCUGCUUAAAGUGAAUAAGGAUAUUUGUUGGAGUCUCCAAAUUUUAUACAAAAUUGA
This is a messenger RNA of Paramecium sonneborni, 1254 nucleotides long. Lineage: Eukaryota; Ciliophora; Oligohymenophorea; Peniculida; Parameciidae. The record is from the annotation of a GenBank genome assembly.